Phyllopteryx taeniolatus (common seadragon) is the source of this 1839-nucleotide messenger RNA. RefSeq names its product potassium channel subfamily K member 5-like. Gene Ontology annotation, molecular function: potassium ion leak channel activity. The coding region runs from base 56 to 1393 and encodes 445 amino acids. The record is from RefSeq and is a predicted model, not a curated record. The transcript is spliced from 5 exons. NCBI's taxonomy places the organism in Eukaryota, Metazoa, Chordata, Actinopteri, Syngnathiformes, Syngnathidae. Gene Ontology annotation, cellular component: membrane. Gene Ontology annotation, biological process: stabilization of membrane potential; potassium ion transmembrane transport.
GAAGAACGUUGAAAAAAGGACGCUGCCGGGUGGCGUGUAAAGUUAUGACUUGAACAUGGCUGACCAGGGGCCCCUUUUAACAUCCUGUAUUAUCUUUUAUUUAUCCAUUGGGGCCGCGAUAUUCCAAAUUCUCGAGGAGUCCAACUGGGAGUUGGCCAGGAGCAAAUAUGUUUUCCAAAAAGAACAGGUUUUGAAGAAGUACCCCUGCCUUAGGAAAGAGGAUCUGGAUGAAAUUCUCGAGGUAGUGUCAGAUGCUGCAGGACGAGGUGUGAUCAUCAAUGAGGACAACCAUCGAAACAUGUGGGACUGGGGGAACUCUGUCAUCUUUGCAGCAACUAUUGUCACAACUAUAGGCUAUGGUAAUGUGGCCCCAAAGACUAAAGGAGGUCGAGUGUUCUGCAUCCUGUACGGUUUGUGCGGCAUCCCACUAUGUCUGGUAUGGAUAAGUAAGCUGGGUUCAUUCUUUGGAGAUCGGGCAAAACGUCUAUCUCAGAUCCUCAUCCGCAAAAACGUGCCAGUGAAACGUGUACAGCUUAUCUGCACAGUUAUAUUCCUGCUAUGGGGACUCUUCGUGCACCUGGUGAUCCCGCCGCUCGUUUUCAUGUCGCUGGAAGGAUGGAGCUACUUGGAAGGCUUCUACUUUUCUUUCAUCACCCUCACAACUGUCGGCUUCGGAGAUUACGUGGCAGGUGUGAAUCCAAAUAUUGAGUACCCGAGGCUAUACCGAGUGUUUGUGGAGAUAUGGAUCUACAUGGGCCUGGCUUGGCUGUCUCUGUUCUUCAGCUGGAAUGUAAACAUGGUCGUGGAAGCGCACAAGGUGUUGAAGAAACGACGACACAAACGCCGACCCUUCCAGGAUGACGAACCUCAGCCUGAAGAGGACACGCCCAAGUCGGACACGCCCAGGCCGAGCGUUAUCGAUAUUUUUAGCUUCUUAUCGGACAAAGAGGAAGACUACAGCACUGUUAUCAAGGAGAUUGGAAUGGCGGCAAAACCAAGUUCCAUUGAUGUUUUCAGUCGCUCCAAGAGCUGCAGUGACAUCUUGACCACCAACAUCGAGAUGCUGGACCACUCGCCGCGGCACAGAUGCCUGAUUAGCAUCAGUGAAGUAUUUAUGAAUCCAAAGAACAACGACUGCCAAGAAAACGAGAAUCAGUCUCUUUUCCAAGAAAACUCGACAACGGGCGAACCAGCAGAGUGUGCGGGAACCGAUGACACACUCAAGGAAGUCAACGGGACAAAUGAUUCACCAAAUGAUGGCAUGUCAUUUACUGUGCCAGCCGUAGGAAGAACCCAAGAAGAAAAUGCUCAACCAAGUAAUGGUGUAACCCGGUUUACAAUUUCUAAAGUACAAGAGGAAGAUGCAUUACUCAAUAAGGAUGAAAAUGGGUAAAGUUGAAUAUAAGCAAUACCAUGAACUGUUCUGCAUGGUUUGAGGAAAUAAUGCAGUAUAAGUAUUGAUAUUAUAACAGAGACAAUAUGCAGUUGGUCCUAAUCUGUGCUGUGGUUCAUAACAACGGUGCUUGAUGGGGUUGAGGUCAGGGUUGAAAUUCUUCUACACCACACUGAUGUAUGUUGGGAUUUGAAUGAUAAACAUGCCAUAUCAUCUUGUGUUACAUUUCAUGGCCAAGUGAUACUUCGGACUUUAAUUGCAGUGUAUUUCAUACUUUCUUGAAUUUAUUUGUUUUCUCUUCAUUCUUCCAAAUUACUGUUUGUCUUUGCAUCUCACGCUAAUUUACAUCAAGUGCUGUCAACGUAUAUAUUUACAGGCAACCUAAAAUCCAUGUAUGUAAUUUUUCGAAUUUCUGUUUCUUUAUUAAAUUAUUGUUCAAGGCCCCA